This is a messenger RNA of Piliocolobus tephrosceles (Ugandan red Colobus), 1483 nucleotides long. RefSeq names its product ras homolog family member C (gene RHOC). Gene Ontology annotation, biological process: small GTPase-mediated signal transduction. Bases 625 to 1062 code for a protein of 145 amino acids. NCBI's taxonomy places the organism in Eukaryota, Metazoa, Chordata, Mammalia, Primates, Cercopithecidae. The record is from RefSeq and is a predicted model, not a curated record. The transcript is spliced from 7 exons. Gene Ontology annotation, molecular function: GTPase activity; GTP binding.
CCUCCCCUAAGGGCUGGAAGGUUGGGCAGAGUGAGUUCACCCAGGUAGUGCUCGCCCCGCUCGCCCGGCUCCUCCGCAGUCCGGGAAUAACCCCGUGGCCCUCCCCUACCUGGCGGAGUGGACACCCCCGGCCCCAGGCCUGCGGACCAAGCAAGCGGCGGCCGCCCUGCGCGGGGCCGGGGCGGGCCGAGCCAGGGGCCGCCCCCAGCCGACCCUCCCCCUGCCGGGCCCGCCCUCCCCGCCGCGGAGCUGGAGGAGGGCGGGGCGGGGCCCUGGGGUCAGUCUGAGCCUCCGGCACCGGCCGCGCAGCUGGAGGCGGCGGAACCGAAGCCUUGACUUCAUCUCAGCUCCAGAGCCCGCCCUCUCUUCCUGCAGCCUGGGAACUUCAGCCGGCUGGAGCCCCACCAUGGCUGCAAUCCGAAAGAAGCUGGUGAUCGUUGGGGAUGGUGCCUGUGGGAAGACCUGCCUCCUCAUCGUCUUCAGCAAGGAUCAGUUUCCGGAGGUCUACGUCCCUACUGUCUUUGAGAACUAUAUUGCGGAUAUUGAGGUGGACGGCAAGCAGACUGGCUCUGUAACCUGGGCCGAGUCCCUUUGCCUCUGGGUUUAAGCUCCCCCACCUGCAAAAUGGGGAUGAUGGUGGAGCUGGCUCUGUGGGACACAGCAGGGCAGGAAGACUAUGAUCGACUGCGGCCUCUCUCCUACCCGGACACUGACGUCAUCCUCAUGUGCUUCUCCAUCGACAGCCCCGACAGCCUGGAAAACAUUCCUGAGAAGUGGACCCCAGAGGUGAAGCACUUCUGCCCCAACGUGCCCAUCAUCCUGGUGGGGAAUAAGAAGGACCUGAGGCAAGAUGAGCACACCAGGAGAGAGCUGGCCAAGAUGAAGCAGGAGCCCGUUCGGUCUGAGGAAGGCCGGGACAUGGCGAACCGGAUCAGCGCCUUUGGCUACCUUGAGUGCUCAGCCAAGACCAAGGAGGGAGUGCGGGAGGUGUUUGAGAUGGCCACUCGGGCUGGCCUCCAGGUCCGCAAGAACAAGCGCCGGAGGGGCUGUCCCAUUAUCUGAGAUCCCCAAGGCCUUUCCAAACAUGCCCCCUCCCUUCAACAGGGGUACAGAAAUUAUCCCCCUACAACCCCAGCCUCCUUAGGGCUCCAUGCUGAAGGCUCCCCUUUUCAGUUCCCUCCUGCCCAGGACUGCAUUGAGGUUUCCUAGCCCUGAGGUGGUGGGGUGGUGCGGGCCCUCCCUCCCAGUGCUCUGGGAGCCAGGCCUAUGCCCUGCCCUUCCUCAGGGCCCCUGGGGCUCUUGCCCCUUUGACCUUUCCCAAAGGAUGGUCACACACCAGCACUUUAUACACUUCUGGCUCACAGGAAAGUAUCUGCAGUAGGGGACCCAGAGUCCCAGGCCCCUGGAGUUGUUUUUGGCAGGGGCCUUGUCUCUCACUGCAUUUGGUCAGGGGGGCAUGAAUAAAGGCUACAGGCUCCAACGU